AUGCGGCUACAGCAUGAAAGGAUAAUUUCGCGGGAUAUUGCCGUUGGUGGAAGUUUGCGAGCGCCUUCCACAGCCGAUAACACCCCCCUCGCUGCAACCAAAUCCCCAACCCCAGCCACCGGACGCCCCGCAACUUCGGGUACGGAGCUGAACCUCCGGACCGACCGGCAGAAGGCGCAGACCUCGUACCAACGGGCCGCGCAAGCCGAGCAGGCGUACCGAGCCAAGCGCAGGGCGACCUACGCCCGCAAAGAUAUCAAGUCCGCCGGCGAGCACUUCUCCGCGUCGGCUACGAGCUUCCGGGAGGGAUGCAAGUGUGCGUGGAGCGCGUUGCUCGCUGGGCCCGCCGUUGUGAAGGAGAAGCAGGUGAAGCGGCGCGAGGAGGGUGCGGAGAAGAAGAGGAACGUGGCUGAGGCUAAGAAGAAGAAGUGGGAAGAAAAGGCCAAGAAGAACGAGGACUCGGAGUCCCCCGCCGCCCCCGCUGAAGCCACUCCCGCCGCUGAAGCUACUCCUGCCACUGAAGCCACUCCUGCCGCUGAGGAGACUCCUGCCGCAGCUACCGCUUGA
Molecule: messenger RNA, 567 nt
Organism: Drepanopeziza brunnea f. sp. 'multigermtubi' MB_m1
Lineage: Eukaryota; Fungi; Ascomycota; Leotiomycetes; Helotiales; Drepanopezizaceae
Source: RefSeq, a predicted model, not a curated record